AUUUAGCAGAAGUUUCUUUUGAAGGAAUAGGAUGCAAGCACUGAAAAAUCAAUAAUAACGAGAUGUUAGUCCAAAAUAUGCUCAAAAAGGAUUUAUUUUUUCAAAUUUAUGAGGUGAAAUUGAGAUGCUUCUACUGUCAAUGAUGCAGGAGGCAUAUGUCAAAGCUUUGGGAAGGGGCUUUUCAGGUGCACCUUUCAGGACCUUUACUAUCCGGUGUAGGGCUGCUGCUACUGGAGGAAGCUUUCAUCUAUCUCAGAAUUCAAACUCUGAGGCAUCUGAAAUAGUUGUUGAUUCUUUUGAUGACCCCGCCAACUUAACAAGCAAUUGCCAAUUCGCCCUCUUUGAGUUGGCCGGUUCUCAUUAUGCUGCUAUUUGCAAGGAAAAUAAUAGUCUUGCUGAAGGCAAAGGUUGCAGGCCAAUGAAGUUGACUGUGUGGAAGACGAUUCCAUUUGUUGAAGAUAAAUGUGUUUCUGGGACCGAUGCAGUUAUUAGGAUUGGUGGCUUGACUUGAAUGUGCCAUUUUUUAAAUUAUGAGACAUUGUGAUAGAUGCUUUGGUCGAAAUGAAAGGAUUAUUAAAAAAAUAUAUCAUUGUAUAGGAAAAUGUUGUUAAAAAAGCUCUGUUUGUAUCGCAUAUGGUGGUAGAAUUUAUCAUUUUGGCUAAGAAAAUUAAACUCGAA
Messenger RNA from Camellia sinensis, 678 nucleotides. The record is from RefSeq and is a predicted model, not a curated record. Lineage: Eukaryota; Viridiplantae; Streptophyta; Magnoliopsida; Ericales; Theaceae.